CUCGCGGCAGUUGAACCCUCAUGUCAGUGUUCUGUCUGUGUGUGGUUCAGGCGAGCUUGGUGUAGAGGCUGGAAAAGACGCGCGCCGAGUUGCUUCAUCGCGAAGCUCAAACUUUUCCGCAAUUUUAAACAUUCUUCGGACUCGGAGGGAUGGUUUCGGACCUAUCGCUGGAGUCGUCAGUCUGUUUGCUCGGUCGGGACUGGCAUGUUCAGGAGUUUUUCUGCGGUUAAAAACAAAGUCCCGGGGCAUUUGCUGUCCAACCUGCAGUCGGACUGGCGUUCCGAUCCCGUCCUUCUCCACGGAGUCAGUCGACCGUGAUCGCUCGACUUCCCGGCGAGCUCACUCGGGAGAUGUGCGUACGGCUCUUCUCCCGGCCAGGACUGUAAUUUCGUCGUGCGACGUCGGAGUCGCCGCGCUAGAUCGCGAACGGAAGAGCUCCGGACGCGUCUGGACGAAAUACUGCUGCCCUUCGCGUCCGUGGCGGACGAGACAAAAGAGGAUAAGGAGCUGAGCACCGUGUCUUGGUGACCAGGACUGGCCGCCGUGUCCGAGCGCCUUGUGCAGGGAGGGGUGGCGGGCCGUCGCUCUUCCUCUUGGAUUACCGAAGUGUGUGUUUCCUGGAUUUCCAAUUAAAAAGAGGAAAGGGGGGCCAGAAAGUGGGGGAUACCUUCAAGAUGUAUCCGCAGGGCCGGCAUCCGGCGCCCCAUCAACCUGGUCAACCAGGGUUUAAAUUUACUGUGGCGGAGUCCUGCGACAGGAUUAAAGAUGAAUUUCAGUUUUUGCAAGCCCAGUAUCACAGUCUUAAGGUGGAGUAUGAUAAGCUGGCCAAUGAGAAGACGGAAAUGCAGCGUCACUACGUCAUGUAUUAUGAGAUGUCCUAUGGGCUGAACAUUGAAAUGCACAAACAGACUGAGAUUGCAAAGCGACUCAAUGCAAUCCUCGCUCAGAUCAUGCCGUUUCUGUCACAAGAGCACCAACAGCAGGUCGCACAGGCUGUUGAACGUGCCAAACAGGUGACAAUGACCGAGCUGAAUGCCAUCAUCGGGCAGCAGCAGCUCCAGGCCCAGGCGCACCUAUCCCAUGCGGGCCACGGCCCCCCUGUGCAGCUGCCCCCACACCCCACCGGGCUCCAGCCACCUGGCAUCCCCCCCGUGACGGGCUCCGGCUCUGGCCUGUUGGCAUUGGGAGCUUUGGGCAGCCAGGGACACGUCCCCGUCAAGGACGAGAAGAACCACCAUGAUCUAGAGCACAGAGGUGAGGAGCUGACCAACAACUCGGUAUCGCCGUCGGACAGCCUACGUACCGCCAGCGAGAAGCACCGGGGCUCCUCCGAGUACAACGUGGACUCGAAGAAGCGCAAAGUCGAGGAGAAGGACAGCAUGAGCAGAUAUGACAGCGAUGGAGACAAGAGCGAUGACCUGGUGGUGGACGUGUCUAACGAGGACCCCGCCACCCCGCGGGUCAGCCCCGCCCACUCCCCUCCAGAGAAUGGCCUGGACAAAUCGCGGGUCCUCAAGAAGGACGCCCCCAACAGCCCUGCUUCAGUGGCCUCGUCCGGCAGCACGCCCUCAUCCAAGACCAAGGAGCACGUCCAUAAUGACAAGUCUUCCACACCUGUCCUGAAGUCCAACACGCCUACCCCACGUAAUGAUGCCCCUACCCCGGGCACAAGCGGCAACCCUGGACUCCGGCCGAUUCUGGGCAAGCCCCCUGGCAUGGAAACGAUAGCUCCGGCUCUGAGGACCCCGCUGUCCAUCGCUGGGUCCUAUGGCACACCGUUUGCCAUGAUGGGUCACCACGAGAUGAAUGGUGCCCUCACCAGCCCCGGGGUCUAUGCUGGCCUGCACAUCUCGCCCCAGAUGAGCGCUGCAGCAGCUGCCGCUUACGGCCGCUCUCCCAUGGUUGGGUUUGAUCCUCACCCACACAUGAGACCCCCGGGCCUGCCCGCCAGCCUCACGUCCAUCUCCGGAGGAAAACCGGCAUACUCAUUCCACGUGAGUGCGGACGGGCAGAUGCAGCCGGUACCCUUCCCGCCCGAUGCCCUAAUUGGGCCCGGCAUCCCGCGGCAUGCGAGACAGAUCAACACGCUGAGUCAUGGCGAGGUGGUGUGCGCAGUCACCAUCAGCAAUCCCACGCGGCACGUCUACACCGGCGGCAAGGGCUGCGUCAAGAUCUGGGACAUCAGCCAGUCCGGGAGCAAGAGCCCUGUGUCCCAGCUCGAUUGCCUGAACCGGGACAAUUACAUCCGGUCCUGUAAGCUGCUUCCGGACGGGCGCACGCUGAUCGUGGGCGGGGAGGCCAGCACGCUGACCAUCUGGGACCUGGCCUCGCAGACGCCGCGCAUCAAGGCGGAGCUCACCUCCUCGGCGCCCGCCUGCUAUGCUUUGGCCAUCAGCCCUGACGCCAAAGUCUGCUUCUCCUGCUGCAGUGACGGCAACAUCGCUGUGUGGGACCUGCACAACCAGACCCUCGUCAGGCAGUUCCAGGGCCACACAGACGGGGCCAGCUGCAUCGACAUCUCUCACGAUGGAACCAAGCUGUGGACUGGGGGGCUGGACAAUACGGUGCGGUCCUGGGACCUGCGGGAGGGCCGGCAGCUGCAGCAGCACGACUUCACCUCCCAGAUCUUCUCCUUGGGCUACUGUCCGACGGGAGAGUGGCUGGCCGUUGGCAUGGAGAGCAGCAACGUGGAGGUUCUGCACCACACCAAACCCGACAAAUACCAGCUGCACCUGCAUGAGAGCUGCGUGCUCUCGUUGAAAUUCGCCUACUGUGGUAAAUGGUUUGUGAGUACUGGAAAGGACAAUCUGCUGAAUGCCUGGAGGACCCCCUACGGAGCAAGCAUAUUUCAGUCAAAGGAGUCCUCGUCCGUCUUGAGUUGUGACAUCUCGGCAGAUGACAAGUACAUCGUCACAGGCUCUGGUGACAAGAAGGCGACAGUCUAUGAAGUCAUCUAUUGAGUCCUGCAGGCGGCACACUGGAGCACCAUGGGUCCUGGUGGCGAGAUCUUCACACACGUGCACACACACGCAUACACACCUGCCGGCCCCCACCACUAGAAUCAAGGUCUUGGACACAAGUUGGACUGGGUUCGGAGGUGUUCUCUUGCGUUCUCACCCGUUUGACGUCCUGUGUUGGAAGCCCCCAACCCCCCCCCCACCAACUGAGCGUGCUCCAUACAGCACUAGAGAAGUAAAUAUCUGGCUGUAAACCUCCCCCCCAACCCAUAUUUCCUUCCUCGGAUUGUUUUAUUUUUAUUUUUUUAAACGAGAAGAACUUUCUGUAAUGCUGCUGGAAGCGGCUCAUUUUUUUCCUUUUUUCCUUUUUUCCUUUUUUUUUUAUCGUGCUCCCUGGAAGUCUUGUGAAAAGUGUAAAUAUUGGAGUAAUAAAACAUUUUAUAUAUAUAUAUAUAUAUACACACACUUAUAUAUUUUCUUGUCCCUGGUACCUGGUGAUGAUUCUGUUCUUGUCGUUUUCUUUAUGCCUGAUAUGGGAGAUGAAAAAGUAGUUCGUUAAUAUUAAUUUUUUUUCUUUUCUUUUAAGGGGUGCUUUGGAUUUUUCCCCCCCCAAAGUGCUUUAUUCCAGGCUGACCUCCACUGUUAACAAAGUAUAGUUUUCCCAGAAAUGUAUUUUUUUUGCUCUGGAGUGAGUUUGAAGAGGAUUUUCCCUGUUGGUGUUGGAUGCUGUCCGAUGGCGUGCAGGGAGCUUGGGGCCCCUCCCUCAGGCACUGCCCUGGUGCAUGAUGGGAGAUCGAGGCAGAAACCUACCUGUAAAUGAAUCCGCUUUAGCUGUGCAGGUGGAAAUGGGAGGUUUUUUUUUUUUACCCAGCGUUUUGGUUACUAAGUGUCCCGUGUGUUGUCAUGGCACCCAUCCCCAUUGGUCCUGCUGGAAUUGAGAAUCGUGUUGUCCAAUCGGUGCCGUGCGUGCGGGUCCCUGCCCUGGUCUGAACCAGAUGGAUGAGGCUUUUGUUUUCGUUUUAUCUUUUUCUUUCCUUCCCCUCACAGUGCCUGUAUUCCUGUGGGUUAUGUGUUGGGGGGGGGGGUCUUCAACAGGGAUAACGCUGCAGUAUGGCAUAAUGAGGAAAGGGGGGGAGCAGUUUGAUGCGGGGCCCCUGGCGUGGGGCCCCUGGGCUGUGGCACUCGCUCCCUCUUUGUAACUGGCUUCUCAAACUCACACCAAAGUAUGUAGCAGACAGUCAGCACUGAAAAUAUGUACAGCGGUUAAUGAUUCAAUAAAAUGUUUUUGUAAAAAAAAAAAAAAAAAAAAAAUCUAUAUACACACACACCUGGGUGUAAAGAGAGAUGUAUUAAUUCCCAAACCUGAUUACGUCUGAGAGGUUUAAGAUGGAUUUAAGAGCCAAAUCUUUAUAGUGUUGAACAUUUACAUAGAGGUUUUAACCUUGUAUUAUACUGGUUAAAUAAUUGGUAUGUAACAUUUUAGGCAUAUUUUUUGGAAUGAAAGGCACCACUCUGUAAUAACUGUGUGACAGUAACUACAAAAAUGUAAAUAAACUUUUCCUUUUAAAGUUA
Molecule: messenger RNA, 4529 nt
Organism: Paramormyrops kingsleyae
Lineage: Eukaryota; Metazoa; Chordata; Actinopteri; Osteoglossiformes; Mormyridae
Source: RefSeq, a predicted model, not a curated record